CCACUUCCACUUCCACUCCCUCUCUCACCCUCAGACGUAGACACAGGAGAAGAAGAAGAAGAAGAAGAAGACGAAGAAGAAGAAGAAUCCCCCCUCAACGGCAUCAACAAAGGCGACGAGAACGCCCUCAACGAGGCUAACACGCCCCUUCCCCCACCCACGAGACGACCCCUCCUCGGCACGGGGGUAGUCUGUCCUGAUCCCGAGGUACUAGUCGUACUAGUGAACGAGAUAGUGGACGGUCUUGGGGUGGUCGAUCCGCUUUCUUCAUCGUCGCUUUCGUGCGCUUCACCGUUUAGUUUUGCGGAGUUUGUAGUGCCGGGGACGGUGGUGGUGGUGGCAACAGUGGUGAUGAGGGCAUCUGUCCCAGGUAAGACGGCUAGAGGAGUCGGUGGUGCCAGAGUAGGCUGUGCCUGUAGCUGGGUAUGUGUUGGGUGAGGCUCUGUGGGGUGCAUGGUGUCGAUGCUCGGGCCGAGAUCAAGGACGCUGAUGUCGCUGUCGCUGUGGUGGUUGGGAGGUCUGGUUGGGGGUGGGGGUGGAAUGGUUGAUGGGGUUGUUGUUGAUGGGGUGGACGGGUGGUCUGGGUCUGGGGGGGAGAUCUUGAUGGUUGGGGUUGUGGGGGAUGGCAUUUUGGUUAUUCUUGCUUGAUUUAUUGAUUGUGGAUUUGAAGAGAUUUGAGAUCAGAGAGAGAGAGAAUGUGUUGAGGUUGUAUAUCGGUACCUAAGCAGUAGUUCCUUCUAUUAUAUAUACCAACAGUGGCGAGUACGAAUGUACCCCGUGCCGUCAUCAUAAAAGAAAGUGACUUGAGGAAUAUCAGCUGUCGUAUAGUAUGUCGAUCAUCAAUAUAGAGCGCUGAUCAGCCGAGAUAUCUUGAAUGACCUGAUCUUGCUCAUUACUCAGGCGAAAGCAGCAGACAUAUAUU
Aspergillus candidus is the source of this 922-nucleotide messenger RNA. RefSeq lists its product as uncharacterized. Bases 454 to 648 code for a protein of 64 amino acids. The record is from RefSeq and is a predicted model, not a curated record. The transcript is spliced from 3 exons. NCBI's taxonomy places the organism in Eukaryota, Fungi, Ascomycota, Eurotiomycetes, Eurotiales, Aspergillaceae.